Molecule: messenger RNA, 767 nt
Organism: Theobroma cacao (cacao)
Lineage: Eukaryota; Viridiplantae; Streptophyta; Magnoliopsida; Malvales; Malvaceae
Product: protein SKIP34
Source: RefSeq, a predicted model, not a curated record
AUCCAACGGCCCAGAUCAACCAGCAGACAGCAACCGUUAAUCCCAAACCAAACGUCCUCUCUGGCCGAUAGGCGACUGCUCUGCAACAAAAUCAAUCUCUUUGUCCAUUCUUCGAUCCUUCGAAACGUUUUCGAUUCUACGGAAAAAACCGAAACUGUUUAUUUUCUCUGUCAAAAAAUGUGUUACGGUCAUCAGCGAUCUCUCUCACCGAACCACCAUUUAGACCCCCCGUCUCGAAAUGACAACGCGUUGGUGGUGGAUAAUCUCCGAGUCCGGCUCGCCGAGACGGAAGCUCGACUCGAACGAGCCAGGGCUCGAGAGGCCGAACUCACCCGACGACUCGAAGAAAUGAAGCGAUUCGUUUCCGUCAUGGAGAUCCUCGAGUGUUACCUCAAACAACGGUUUCGCGAGCAACAAGAAUACGUUGCACGCAUCUUCUCUUCGCUUCCUGCUAAAUGAAAAAACGUUUUACCCUCGGUGAUUUUAACAAAAAGUAUCUCUUGUCAAUAUUUCCUUUUGGAAAUUUUUUGUGUGUUUUUUAUGUUUGAUAGAUAGAAAGAAUUACUUUUUAAAUGAUUCGAAAAUGUAAAAUAUUUCUGUUUCUUCUUGUUAGGGUUUGUGGAGUUUAAAAUUAGUUGGAAGUCAUGGAAAUCGAGUGAAUCACUAAUUUUUGCGUUAAAUUGUUUCAUUAGAUGUUUCGUUGUUUUUGUUUAAAUGGAGGGUUUACUAUAAAAUUAGUAAAUUUGGAAACUCUUUGGAGUUGCUUA